CCGCUCGGACCUGCAAUGAUAAGCGCGGAGAGCGUUGAGGAGAGCGGAGAGGAGCCGUGCAUCCGUCUGGAUCCCCUGAAGAUCACGCAGCUGCCGAGCGGUGACAGCCGCGCCGCGUUCACGGAGAGCGGCUCCAAAGUGACCGCCAACGGGGUGCACGACAUCGAGGACCGGAUUCUGAGGAUUACCGGUUACUACGGCUACAACCCGGGAUACUCCAGUCAUAGAAGAGAGGAUGGUUCAGAGUCCCACGGCGACACAGCAGGCAGCGAGACCAGCGGAGAGAACCGUUUCUACCAGACCUGCGCCAACGCAGUCCUGAAGGUCCUGGGUGGUCUGCUGGUGGUGCUGUGCGUGUCCUCCUCCUGGAUGGGCACCACGCAGCUGGUGAAGCUGACCUUCCAGUCUUUCUCCUGUCCCUUCUUCAUCUCCUGGUUCAGCAGCAACUGGAACAUCCUCUUCUUCCCCAUCUACUACUCGGUGCAUGUGAUGACGACACAGGAGAAGCAGACGCCCAUACAGAAGUUCAGGGAGUGCAGCAAGUUGUUUGGGGAGGAUGGGAUGACGCUUAAGCUUUUCGUAAAAAGGACGGCGCCCUUUUCCAUCCUGUGGACGCUGACCAACUACCUGUACCUGCUGGCCUUGAAGAAACUGACCGCCACGGACGUCUCCGCCCUCUACUGCUGCCACAAGGCCUUUGUCUUUCUCCUGUCUUGGAUCGUCCUCAAGGAUCGGUUCAUGGGUGUUCGGAUCGUGGCGGCCAUAAUGGCCAUCACGGGGAUUGUCAUGAUGGCCUAUGCUGACGGUUUCCAUGGUGAUUCCUUUGUGGGCGUGGCACUGGCUGUGGGCUCAGCCUCGACAUCAGCUCUUUAUAAGGUGCUGUUCAAGAUGUUUCUUGGCAGCGCCAACCUCGGAGAGGUGGCCCACUUCCUCUCCACCAUGGGCUUCUUCAACCUCAUCCUCAUCUCUUUCGUGUCCCUCAUCCUCUACUUCACCAAGGUGGAGCACUGGGGCUCGCUGUCCUCACUGCCCUGGGGAUACCUGUGUGGACUGGCAGGACUGUGGCUGGUGUUUAACAUCUUGGUGCAUGUCGGUGUGGUGCUGACCUACCCCAUCCUAAUCUCCAUCGGGACCCUGCUUAGUGUGCCGGGCAAUGCAGCCGUCGACGUUUUGAAACACGAGGUGAUCUUCAGCGUGGUGCGCCUGGCGGCCACCUGCAUCAUCUGCCUGGGCUUCUUGCUGCUGUUGCUGCCGGAGGAGUGGGACUCGGUCACUCUGCGUUUCCUGGCCACGAUUGCAGACAAGAAGACGGAGGAGCACGGCGAGGAGCUCACGGAGUCCAGCGUCCACACUCGCAGCCGCAGUCGAGCAAACGGUACCGUCUCGAUUCCCUUAGCAUGACGCGGGCAUGACGACAUGAGCUUGGAACCGCCUGCACCCAGUCACAAAGACUUGCCCACUUAAGGGCACGUGGCAGGGACGUCCAGUCCACAUGGACCCACCAUCGGGAAGACAGGAAGUAUUGUUUUGAACUUGAAACUUCUCUGUGGAGGUACAUUGUCUCCAUCAGUACACCGCAGGAGGGGGGAACAUGUAUGGAAAGGGUAGAAAGUGGAUUAAACUUUCUUGAAAUCCCAACGCUCAGUCCUGUCCCUUGCACGCAACCCUGACCUGCACUGUGGACUGUAUUCUGUGAAUAUAAUUAUUGGCAGGGCCACUUUGGCUCAAUCCUAUCUGUAUUUAUGAUAUUUAUGUAGAGAGGUGUCCAUAAGAAUAUGAGUUUCAAGUCCUAUAGAAUGGCAUUAUAUUACAAACUGGCAAUUAUACUAUGCGCAAUGUACAGGAUCUUUUGGUUUUACAAUAAAAUACUUAAAACAUUCA
Molecule: messenger RNA, 1881 nt
Organism: Solea senegalensis (Senegalese sole)
Lineage: Eukaryota; Metazoa; Chordata; Actinopteri; Pleuronectiformes; Soleidae
Gene: slc35f4
Product: solute carrier family 35 member F4
Exons: 7
Coding region: 16-1401 (461 amino acids)
Cellular component (GO): membrane
Source: RefSeq, a predicted model, not a curated record